This is a messenger RNA of Spirodela intermedia, 1491 nucleotides long. NCBI's taxonomy places the organism in Eukaryota, Viridiplantae, Streptophyta, Magnoliopsida, Alismatales, Araceae. The record is from the annotation of a GenBank genome assembly.
AUGGCCGCUUCUGCUCCCUUCUUCCUCUUCCUCUUCCUCUCAGCCACCGCUAGCGCCGCCGCCACCUCUUCUUCCUCCCCCCAGACCGCCGCGAUUCACCUCCCGCUCCGCCACAUCAACGCCGUUUCCUCCGACGGUGGCGGCCUCUCCGGGGCCCAGAGAUUGGCAGGGCUCGUCUCGGCCUCCCUCUUCCGCGCGCGCCACAUGAAGGAUCCCGAGAAGAUCGUCGGCACAGAUGCCGGAGCGCCAUCGGCGGUUCCUGUGUCGAGGAAUCCGCUCUUCUCUCACUCCUACGGCGGCUACACGAUCUCUCUCGGCUUCGGCACGCCGCCGCAGAGAAUCCCCCUCGUGGUGGACACCGGCAGCGACCUCGUGUGGGUCCCCUGCACCCGCUCCUACGUCUGCAACAACUGCUCCUUUCCGAGGCCUGGCGUCGGCGUAGCCCCCCCUCCGCUAGUCUUCUCCCCCAAAUCCUCCUCCUCCGCCAAGCUCGUUGGCUGCCGGAACCCCAAGUGCAGCUGGAUCCAUUCGCCGGACCUUAUCACGCGCUGUCGAGACUGCCCGGUGAAUGGCAGCGCCUCCGCCUGCUCCCCGGUCUGCCCGCCCUACAUGGUUGUCUACGGUUCCGGGUCCACCGGAGGCCUGCUGCUCUCCGAGAAGCUCGAGCUCUCCCCGGCGGCGGCGGGACCCAUCGCCGACUUCGCCGUCGGUUGCUCCCUCUUCUCCGCCCGCCAGCCCCCCGCCGGCGUAGUCGGCUUUGGGAGGGGCCCCGCAUCGCUGCCCUCUCAGCUGGGCCUACCCCGCUUUUCCUACUGCCUCGUCUCCCGCCGCUUCGACGACGCCUCCGGCGAGAGCGGCUCCAUUAUCCUGGGUGGCGCCUCCUUCUCCUCCUCCUCUUCCUCCGGCGGCAUCUCCUUCACUCCCUUCCUCAAGAACCCCUCCGCGGGCUCCCCAUUCUCCAUUUACUACUACCUGGCUCUGCACAGGAUCACGGUGGACGGCCGGAAGGUGAAGAUACCCCGCGCGGCGCUGGCUCCCCGCGCCGGCGGCGACGGCGGCACGGUCAUAGACUCUGGCACCACCUUCACCUACAUGGAACCCGACGUCUUCGCUCCGCUGGAGCGCGCCGUGGAGGCCCGGGUGGCGGGCCGAUACAACCGCUCCGCCGCCGCCGAAACGACGACGGGACUCCGGCCGUGUUUCUCGCCGGCGUCACCGUCGGAGAAGCUGCAGCUCCCGCAGCUGUCCUUCCACUUCAAGGGUGGCGCGGAGAUGAGGCUCCCGCUGGCGAACUACUUCGCCUUCGCCGGCGGCUCCGGGGCGGUCUGCCUGACGAUCAUCACCGACGCCGGCGGCGCCGGCGGCGCCGCCGACGGAGGGCCGUCGGUGAUCCUGGGGAGCUUCCAGCAGCAGAACUACCACGUGGUAUACGAUCUGGAGAGGGAGAGGCUGGGCUUCCGCCGGCAGUCUUGCCUCGAGAAGCAGAGCUGA